This is a messenger RNA of Neocloeon triangulifer, 1036 nucleotides long. Its product is annotated as chymotrypsin BI-like. Gene Ontology annotation, biological process: proteolysis. Gene Ontology annotation, molecular function: serine-type endopeptidase activity. NCBI's taxonomy places the organism in Eukaryota, Metazoa, Arthropoda, Insecta, Ephemeroptera, Baetidae. The transcript has 7 exons. The coding region runs from base 58 to 909 and encodes 283 amino acids. The record is from RefSeq and is a predicted model, not a curated record.
AAAGAGCGGAGUUGUGAGAACCGGCACACACUUCCCAUUUGCAAGUGGGAACGCAAAAUGUUUCUUGCUUUAUAUCUGUUGCUUCUGUGCGACGAGAGCCAACUGGCUUUUGGUGGGCCAAUAAAGGGUGGACCCGUUUGGAUGAAAAUUGAUACUAAUAUAUCAUCAACAACUGUUUCAAUAAACAAGCAAAUUGUUGGUGGCGCUCAAGCUAAUCAAGGAGAUGUUCCUUGGCACGCUCUGAUCGUUCCAGAUGCUACAAAUCUCUGUGGAGCGUCAUUGAUAAGCAACCAAUGGAUCAUGACCGCAGGCCACUGCGUUUAUUGGCAUCCUCAAUUUUCUGUCUACUUGGGACGUACGGACCGGUUGAAUACACAACCAGGCUCGGUGAUGCUAACAGUGAAGACAAAAGUCGUAAAUCCCAAAUACACAGGAACUCAGGAUUGGGCAGAUCUAGCAUUGCUCAAAUUUGAUGCACCGCUGGAUAUUACCAAAUAUCCUUACAUUAAACCGAUUCGGUUGGUCAAAAAAUCUUUAUCAACCUCAGCUUUUGUUGGAACUAAAGUUUAUGUAAGCGGAUUUGGAAAAACUUCUGAUGAUCCUGCUCCGAGUAACAAAUUGAUGUGGACCAACAAUACCGUUGUUAGCAGCACAGUGUGCAAACAAACGUUUGGAUCGCUUAUCAGGACAGAAAUAAUAUGCAUGAGUGGCACCGGGCCUCGAAGCAUUUGCCACGGGGACAGUGGCGGCGCAAUGGUUUAUCAAGAGGCGGAUGGAAUUUUCACGCAAAUCGGAACCGUGGCUUUUGUUUAUUCGAGUUGCAUUCAAGGAAAGCCGCAAGGUUUUGUCAGGACCGGAUUUUAUUUGUCCUGGAUUUCUUCAACAACUGGCAUACCUAUGCGUCCUUAAAGGCAGAAAAAACUAAUUGAUUAAAAAGUAAAAAUGAAACAAAAUUGAUUAGCAAUAUACACUUUUUUGUCCAAGUUUUAUUAAAUAAUUUUUAUGCCGUCAACUGAGUUUUCAAUAAAUCCGUAUG